Triticum urartu is the source of this 4620-nucleotide messenger RNA. Lineage: Eukaryota; Viridiplantae; Streptophyta; Magnoliopsida; Poales; Poaceae. The record is from RefSeq and is a predicted model, not a curated record.
CUUCCCCCGCUCCCCCUCCCCCUGUUUUUCUUCUCUCUGCGAAAAUCCAAUAAGAAAUCUUAAAGUUGUAGUUUCUUUUUUUUUUCGCGUGUGCAAUCGAUUCAUAUUUUCCUGUCCGAGAUGCUUGAAUCUGUCUGGUUUCUUUUUUAAAAGGAUGAACCUCAGAAUCCCUGCAGUUAGGGUUCUUGUAUGCCUCUGAACCACUGCACCCAAUUUGUGAUUCCUUUGCUUUUGAAGUUACUUUUAGGGUUUUGAAGGUUUGUUUGGUGGCUAGACAUAAAUUCUUGCUCAUAGACUUUCGAUUUGAGAUGGUUCUCUAAAAGUAUACCGCGGAUCUUAGUGCUCAGGCACAUUUAGGGUUCUUGCCCUUUUUCCAUUUCAAAAAGAGGUCGUUUUUACCGAACAAUAAUCUGUUAUUAUUUUGAUUUUCUCCUUUUGCUCUUUUUCCAUUGCAAAAAGAGGGUUUAUUUUUCGCCUUUUCUAUUUUGUUUUAUUCUUCUGGGGAUGGAGAAAGUAAUUAUUUAGAAUGCCCUCAAUCGAACCUGUGAACCUCUUUUUAACUACUGUACAAUUCAGCUUCUGUGCUGCUAUACCUGCCUGGUAUUCCCCUUCAGCCUUCACUGACCUGCUUGUGUUCUCCCUUUUACAGAUCAGCUCGGGACCAUUGGUGUAGGCGUGUAGCCAACAAAUUGUUGCUGGUUCUCCAUUUCCUCAGACUAUAUGGCUGAGACAGGAGAUGCAAGUCGCUUGCCAACAUCCCUUGAUGUGCUGGCUUCAGAUGUUCACUCCAGGCUGGAGUUCCACAGGUAUGCCUUCAUGGACUGUGUUGGCAUAAAAAAUGCGCUUCACUGUGUCAUCGAAGAAAGGGAAAAUCUCCAGCAACGACAGAAUGCGAUUGACCAACUGGUUGCUGAAAAGGACCGCCUCACUAAAAAGAAUGAAGAGCUGGCAGCAGAGCUUGAAUCUCUGAAGGAACAGCUCCAAGCAAGGGAAUCGAGCGAUCAACAGCAGGGAAGUGGUUUUCAGCAGAGCCACUCUGGAAUGCAGGCACACCCAAGAUCAAUGCCGAAAAGGAAACGGCAAUCUGGAGAUGAAGAUGUUGAUGAGCAUGAGCUUAUGGAAGAUCUUUCCGUUAUAGAUAAUCCUGAUCAAGGUUUAAACACUGAGCUUGAGGCUACUAGAAAGGAAAUUUCUGAUAUCCACUCUAAGCUGAUUGAGGGGUUCACUGAUCUUAGUACUACUGGAGGAAGGAAUAUCGCCCUAAAAAACAUAGGGCAAUUGGAUGACAGGCCAUUCCUGGCGGCAUGCCGUAAGAAGCUGCCUGCCGAAGAAGCAAGAGAAAAAGCUAAAGAAGUACACCGUGUUUGGCAGGGGCAUAUACAGAACCCAGAGUGGAAUCCCUUCAAGACUGUCACAGUUGAAGGUAUCCCAAAGGAGAUUAUUGAUGUCGAUGAUGACAAGCUGCAAGGGCUAUGUGCUGCAUGGGGUGAAGGGGUGCACAAGGCUGUGGUGAGUUGUUUGGUAGAAAUUCAAGAAAGUGGCAGGCUGGGAGAUAGAAACAUUGUGCCCGAGGUCUGGAAUUACAAGUGCAAGAGAAAAGCCACUCACAGUGAGAGCAUCGAGUACUUGUUCGGUCAAGUGAAGCGUCUGAGUGACGCGAAAUCCAGAACCCGCAGCGCAAGGUGACCUUGUAGGGGUGUGGUGGUGCAACAGGAUGAUGACCCACAGGUAAUCAACAAAGGGAGCUUACCACCUCACCUAUGACACUCAUUGUUGAACAAGCUAAGGGAAAUACUGUUUUUGACAUGUUUUUGCCUUUAAUAUGUUAGCACUGGAAAACUUUUUGUUUCAAGCAUCGUGGUAACUUUGAUCAUUGGGAAUAAAUUUGUUGAACCCGCCCCCGGUAAUUUCUGUAAAUAGCACGAUAACAUUCACGCCAUUGACCUGAUAAUUUAGAUACAAACAUCGUGAUAACUUUAACCAUUGGGGAAGACAAAUGUGAAAAGAUAUCCGAUAAUUUAUGUGUAAAUAGAUGAUAAUAUACGCAGCGCACAUCUGAUAACUGAGGUAGAAACACCAUGGUAACUUUGACCGUAGGGAAUUUUUUUUUUUUUGAAAAGAUACUCUGGUAUCUUCUGUGUAAAUAGCACGGUAGUAUAUCUCCCUCCCCUGGCAUUUUUAUGUGCAUAUAGCAUGAAAACAUAUGCACUGUGAUAACUAAACACCAUGAUAAGUUUUUGACCCGUGGGGGGGGGGGGGAAUUUGUUGCUGAAACAUACCCCUGAUAAAUUUUGUGUAAAUAGCAUGAUAUUUUAAGCACUACGGGCUUGAUAGGUUACCUAGAAUCACCAUGAUAACUUUUUGUUUCGGGAAAAAGUUGUUCAAAACACCCCCAAUAAUUUUUGUGUGAAUAACAUGAUAAUAUAAGCACCGCAUAACCGAUAACUUGCAAUAUAAACAUGAUGGUUACUUUUUUACCAAAGGAAAAUAAGUUGUUAAAAACAUACACUCAUCUCGCGCGUGGGCCUUUUGGAUGAACACAACACAUGGCGUGCCACGGGAAAGUCACAUAAUGUUUAAUGUCAUGAGGAACACACGUGCUAUAGACGUGAUAAGUUACGCAAAAACAUUAUGGUAAUUUUUGACCUAUGGAAAAAGCUAUCGAAACACACCCAGGUUUUAAGGUGCAAGUAUCAUGAUAAUAUAUGAACUGUAGACCCGGUAACUCAUGUACAAUCCCCCAUGGUAACUUUGACCGGGGGGAGGUUGAUGUACAUAUACCCUGAUAACUUAUGUGUAAGUACCACUGUAUUUUACACAUCGAAGACCUUAUAACUUGUGUACAAAACACAGUGGUAACUUUGAAGGGGUGUAGUUGUUGAAGCAUAGUACCUGGUACGUUCUAUGUAAAUAGCACGGUAAGUUAUGCAACACAUGCCUGAUAACUUGCAUACGAAUACCAUGGUAACUUUGUCCUGAGGAGAAAUCAUGUGGUAGACGUGAAGAAGUGACAGUUUUUUCGGGGGUGGGCACCCGAGAUGUGCAGGAGAAGCAGGUUUCUCGGGCGAGCCUACGGGGUCGUUUGGGAGAAGGCGAGGUCAAAGGACGAGGGAUCGUGUGGUACUUUAAAAUGAAAGAAGUAGAGGUGUGGCAGUUUUGCUUAUAUGGCACACGUGUGCCAAAUAUCAGUCCUUGAAAUUAAUAUGCAUUGCAUUUUGGAGAAACAUUCAGGUGCUCCCAAACUAAUGCGAACCAUCUAUUUUAUGUAAUGCCAAACUAAUAUGUACUGCAUUAGCUGUUUGCUCUUGUUGUAAGAGGCUAUGAAUGAGAAAGCAAUUCAAGUCCUGAGCGACAGGUAGCUCGCAAUCUUGUUCACUACUGCGCCUCAAUGAUCUAGUCCAAUUAUGUAUUCCAGGUCUGUAUAGCAUAAAUCGCCAGGGGCUGGGGUUGUUGGGCCAAUCUUUAUGACCCGCACCUUCCAACUUUAUUUAAUACAUUGUGUGAUUUCGGUCUUCUGGGCAGUUGUUUUGGCUAAUUAAUUGACGUGAAGAUGCCAUAACUUCUGAAUGAACCCAGCUUAUCGCAUGAUAUCGUGCAGUAGGUUUCUUAGCAAACAUCAAUUAGAUUUGUUAUAUAAUAUGGUUUUCUUAGUUUUCAUCCAUUUUGCGCCUUGGCUAGCUAAGUGACUACAUGCUCAUGAUAGAGCUACCUGUAGCCUGGGCAUUAAAAUGAUGCAAGCUAUGAAUGACCAUGUAAGGUUAAUAUAGAGUUUGCACCUAGUAAAAUUAUGUACUAUUAAAGCACAUCAUUAGUUAAGGGAAAAAUUAUCAUAAUACGAAUUGAUGCAUGGAAUUUUUCUUUCUUUAUUGGGACAAAAAUAUUCAUGUGCCAUUAAUAAUGUGUGCAUAUCAAUGUUGUAAUAAGUUGAAGAAUAAAGCUGCGUCAAAUGAUUAUCAUGGCAUGCCUAAUAAUAAAAUUAUAAUAAACGACCAUAUUUUUAGUUAUAUGUGAAUAGUAUUAGUCACCAAAAUUCCAAUGAACCAUCUUUAUACAACAUAUCAUUGGAUAUGCUCUACAUUUUAUAGUAAUUGUAAUUAUAUAAAUUGAUAUUUAUAGUGAUAUCGGUAAUAGUAUAUGUAUUUAUUGAUUGGAAGAGUGAGUUUUAGUUUUGAACAUAACUAGGAGGAUAUGCAAAACUUUUUGAAGAGAUGUGUAGUUUCAAUGUCUACCGGCAAUCAUAUAAAUUGUUCCAUAAGAAGUCGUCUUUCUUGGGCCUUGGUAUGAGAAAUGUAUUGUGUGUGCGGUAGUCAACAUGGACAUCAUCUAUAAAUUGGAAAUGUGGAAUUAAAAUUAUUAUUUUUUCCUCAUAACACAUAUAACAGCAAGAAAGCAUUCGAUCAAUGGAAGGUGAGAUUAAAAUACUCCUCUUACCUCUUGUUAGAUAAGUGGUAUCUUAAAAGGGCACUGUCUUCUAACCUCUAUAACACCUGUAGGGAAAAAAAUAUAAUUACAACGGUUCAGUUAUAAGUGUUUUAAUGUUGUUGUCCUUACAGCAGUGCAUAUGCAAUACAUUUCUAACAGAUUUUAUCUUGUCCACUCAAUCUUCACAAUAUCUUUGUU